This is a messenger RNA of Saccostrea echinata, 723 nucleotides long. RefSeq lists its product as uncharacterized. Bases 3 to 716 code for a protein of 237 amino acids. Lineage: Eukaryota; Metazoa; Mollusca; Bivalvia; Ostreida; Ostreidae. The record is from RefSeq and is a predicted model, not a curated record. The transcript is spliced from 2 exons.
CAAUGACAUCAAAACUCUUACCAACUGACCAACAGAACUUCGUCCAUCUAGGAAUAGCCGUAGUAGACAAAAUAAAAUUACCAAUGAAAGAUAUUCUUAAACUUUAUAUCAAGCCUAUUGACUUGUACAAUGCCAUCAGCUCUUGCACUGUUUUGUUAACCGGAAAAUACAAACUGAAUGUGGAACAGCGGAAAAUCUGCUUUCUUUCGCCUACGGAUAUUCCUGACUAUUGCAAAUUCGAUGUUUCAUUGUUAUAUAAACUCAUACAAAAUCUGUGUCCGCAUUUAGUACCAACACAAGGUUGGGGAAAACAACCAAAAGCCACUGAUGUUAAGAUUGGUGAUGAUAUCGAGCGUCUCAGGCAGUUCCGAAACGAUAUGCUUGGACAUUUGGAAUCUUCUAGUAUUCCUGAUGCAAUGUUUGAAUCACGUUGGACGGAGAUAGAAGAUGUGAUGAAUCGGAUGGAUUCAUAUUUAAGUAAACAAGGGUUCAAUGCAGUUAAUUAUGAGAAAGAACUGGCAGAUAUCAGGAAAUGUAACUUUGGUUUUGAAGAUAUGGAAAAAUACAAACUAAUGCUAGAAGCAACACUUAGGAUUUUGAAAGAAAAGGAAGAAUUUCCAUCAAUUACUUUACGACGGAAUGCGACAAUAAUGUGUGGAGAAACAGCAUUCUUUGAAGCUGACAUAGAACAAACAUCAAUGUCAACACAAAACUGACCCAUCA